Danio aesculapii is the source of this 962-nucleotide messenger RNA. It is a transcript of the gene asip1, whose product is annotated as agouti signaling protein 1. Gene Ontology annotation, molecular function: melanocortin receptor binding; neuropeptide hormone activity. The coding region runs from base 168 to 584 and encodes 138 amino acids. The record is from RefSeq and is a predicted model, not a curated record. The transcript has 4 exons. Gene Ontology annotation, cellular component: extracellular region. Gene Ontology annotation, biological process: melanosome organization; positive regulation of melanin biosynthetic process; hormone-mediated signaling pathway. NCBI's taxonomy places the organism in Eukaryota, Metazoa, Chordata, Actinopteri, Cypriniformes, Danionidae.
CUUUCUGAAUUUCCUGACUACAAAAAGUCUGUCAGACGUCUGUGUGAGUCUCAGCAGGGGAACGGGGAAUAUCUCCAGCCAGCUUCACAAAGGGAAAACUGGGGGCCUCGUUAUUCACCAGGACAGGUCAGUUUGUAAAUUCCGAACAGCGACUACUGAAGAUUACCAUGGGUAGUUUCGGUUUUGAAUGCACCGUGAAAGAGGAUAUAAAGAAAAGACGAGGUUGUCAGAAAAAGGAGGGUGAGCAUGUCUGCUGUGUCACGGUGCACACACACAUGCCGAUGGAGGAACAGCACAGCUCCAACCAAAGCAACAGCAACUUACUUGCAAACAACCAAACAGAUGCACCUCCUGUGCUCAUAAUCGGGCUUUCAAAAACACCCAAGAAGAACAAGAAGUCAGACAAGAAGGCAAAAAAGAAAUUCCCCAAUAAAGUGAAGAGACCCCCGCCUCCGCCGAACUGUGUGCCUCUGUGGGCGAGCUGCAAGAGCCCAAACGCGGUGUGCUGCGAUCAGUGCGCUUUCUGCCACUGCCGCCUCUUCAAAACCGUCUGCUACUGCCGCAUGGGAUACCCUAAAUGCUGAGGAGAACCACCAGACUCACCCCGUCCUGUUUAUGGAGCCCUGCGGGAUUAUCACCGGCGAUAAUCUCUCGCCCUGCAUCAUUAUUUUCAUACCCGCGGUCAGAUUUUCUCGGGAGUUUUUCCCUGACCAGAUAAACCUGAGGCGCACGGCGGGAAAACACAUGCAGAGACACCUGGGUACUUUAAAUCACCUUAUGAUUAUUACUUAUAUUAUGGGUAAUAUUAUGGGAAGAAUAUUCAUGUUUAUACGGAGACUUUCUUUGGUUGUAUGCACUUUAUGGAGAUAAGUUAAAAGCAUUUGCUCUCCUGUUUGAGCUGCUAUACACGAGAACAGAGAGCUGUGUGUUUAUAAAUCAGUGACGACAAUUGCCGCCAAAAA